This is a messenger RNA of Anopheles coustani, 983 nucleotides long. RefSeq lists its product as uncharacterized. The record is from RefSeq and is a predicted model, not a curated record. The transcript has 4 exons. The coding region runs from base 28 to 819 and encodes 263 amino acids. Lineage: Eukaryota; Metazoa; Arthropoda; Insecta; Diptera; Culicidae.
GAGGAUUUAUUUCCGUGUCAUACGAAAAUGCAGCCCUUGUUAAGUUCUCGAGUGUUUUCCACGGUCCAAACCGUUGCCGUUGCCGUCCUGUGUUUCCUGUUCGCAAUCCACUAUAGUGCCGCGGUAUUCCCCAGCGUCUUGCGAGCCUGUCCACGAAACUCCACCGACCUGAACCAGUGCAUCAUUGACGUCGUGAACGAGUUGCGGCCCCGUCUGGCCACCGGAGACUUUGGGGAAAAUUUCACCAUCGCCUCGGUGGAACCGAUCAAGAUCGACCGCCUGACGAUCGAGCGGGGCGAGAACUUUAAGGCCAACUUUACCAACUUCCGCAUCAGUGGUGCCACGCACGAGAAGACGGGAUUCAUCGUGAAGAAACUGAAAACCGAUCUCAAGACCAAGCAGAUUAACGCCACUAUUCUGCUACCGAAGCUUCAGGUCAACUCUAAGUACGCCCUCCGGAUGAGCAUCUUGGUGCUGCAGAUCAACGGCAAUGGUGACUUGCAGGUCAAUCUAACUGACACACGGGCAAGCCUCAAGCUGACAUUCUACACCGAAACGAUCGACGGUGAGGAGUACUUCCGGUUCAACCCGAUCGUGCUGAAGGUAAAGUUCGGCAAGGCGCGGUUCUAUCUGAAGAACCUCUUCAACGGUGACCCGACGCUGGAGGCGGUGGGCAACCAGGCGAUCAACGAGAACCCGGACGUGCUGCUUGACGAGGUGAAGGAGGGCAUCGAGGAAAAUCUGGCCAAACUGUUCACCAAAAUCGCCUCCGAGGUUGUGAAGGAUGCACUGUUUGAGGAAGUGUUUCCAUCGGGAUAAAAUGCGGGAGAGCGAAUAGCGUACAAAACUUAAGCAACGGAAAGUGAUUGUUGGGACGAAGAAAUGUGAUGCUCGUUUUUCUUAGGUUAGAGUUCCUUGGAAUCUGUUUGUAGCAUAUUGUGUGUUGAUUUGAACGAGAGAGCAAAGCAAUAAAUAUGAACAAC